Aspergillus chevalieri is the source of this 708-nucleotide messenger RNA. It is a transcript of the gene RPB5, whose product is annotated as DNA-directed RNA polymerase core subunit RPB5. Gene Ontology annotation, biological process: DNA-templated transcription. The record is from RefSeq and is a predicted model, not a curated record. Bases 1 to 708 code for a protein of 235 amino acids. Gene Ontology annotation, molecular function: DNA-directed RNA polymerase activity; DNA binding. Gene Ontology annotation, cellular component: RNA polymerase I complex; RNA polymerase II, core complex; RNA polymerase III complex. The transcript has 3 exons. Lineage: Eukaryota; Fungi; Ascomycota; Eurotiomycetes; Eurotiales; Aspergillaceae.
AUGGAUGAGGACUACUCGACUGGUUCCGCGGAUGCCGACCGCGAGAUGACCAGACUCUGGCGUACAUGGAGAACGGUUUUCGAGAUGCUGCAGGACCGGGGCUACGAAGUCACCGAAGAAGAAGUUCAGAUCCCUCUCCAUGAGUUCAAAUCCAAAUAUUCCGACCCUCUAGGAUAUCCUGAUCGCAACAAGAUGAAAGUCAGCGCUCGUCCCACCGAAGCUAUGCAGGCCAAAUACACACCGCUACCUAGCAAAUCGAACCCCGACCCUCAACCCGACUGCGGGACUGUCUAUGUUGAAUUCUGUCCCGACGCCUCCGGUGUGGGUACCAAGCAGGUCCGCGCAUUCAACCACUUUGUCGACGAAAACAACUUCCACACCGGAGUUUUCAUCACCCAGACCCCAAUCUCCCCCUCCGCCGUGCGCCUGCUGAGCGGUAUCCCAGGCCGCAUCUGCGAACACUUCCAGGAACAAGAUUUGCUGGUCAACAUUACUCGCCACGAACUCGUCCCGAAGCACGUUUUGUUGAGCCCGGAGGAGAAGGCCAAAUUGCUGGAACGGUACCGUUUGAAAGAAUCGCAGUUGCCGCGUAUGCAGGUUUCGGACCCUGUGGCGCGAUACCUCGGUUUGCGACGGGGUCAAGUUGUCAAAAUCAUUCGGAAGAGUGAAACGGCAGGACGGUACGCCAGUUACCGCUGGGUCAUCUAA